UUUUAAGUUUCAAAAAGUAACUAUUUUAUUCCACUACCUUUUUCAUUCUUGUUUGUAAAAUCUCGUAAAAGUGUAUCUUUCUAUAUUUUAAUUAUGAAGCAUUCAAUCUUGUUAUCAAUUCAAGUUAUUUCGAUAUGGAUGGUUAUAAUAGAACACGAAGUACUGGCGGAAGAUGGAAUUGAUAUAAAAAUUAAACCAAAGAUUAGAACUUAUUCUGUUUCAGUCGAUCUGACUUCUGAGGAAAUAAUCGAUGAACACCACAGAGAUGCUCGUUCGCCAUCUUCCUGCCAAUUGCCGAAAUCUCUCGAUCACUCUCAACUAUACUGCAAAAGUUUUCCAUCGAAAAUAGAAUGUUUGCAAACCUGUGUCUUUGGAUAUACACUGAGUACUGGAGUGCAACAUAAGAUGAGAUGUUUUACAGAUGUUGGGCAAUGGACACCACGCCGAAUGUUCGAUGAUUGUAAACCAUUUGUUGAUUGUGGUGUCACGCUGCAACCAGGUGGUAAAAUGAAGUGCGCCACACAUUUUGUAGAUAAAGGAACUUCUUGUGACAUAUCCUGUGAGCAUUUUGAGAACAGACGCGCUGUUCCAAAGAAAACUUAUCGCUGCAAUAUAGACGGGAAUUGGACACCAAAAUUACCCCACUGUGCUAGACCUGGCUCUGGUAUAAUCCUUGUUCCGGAGCCAAGUGAAAAAGAACCGAAAGAAUAUUUUGACUUGAAGAAUGCAUAAAAUAUUUGAAAAAUUACUGUGUUUUAUAAAGUACAAUGUUAUUUUUUUAAAGAAAAAUAUCAAUAAAUGUAAAUUACAAUGUUAUUAAGCAA
Parasteatoda tepidariorum (common house spider) is the source of this 824-nucleotide messenger RNA. RefSeq lists its product as uncharacterized. The record is from RefSeq and is a predicted model, not a curated record. NCBI's taxonomy places the organism in Eukaryota, Metazoa, Arthropoda, Arachnida, Araneae, Theridiidae.